UAUAUAUACAUGUAUACAUAUAUAUAUAUACACAUAUAUAUGUAUGUGUGUGUGUAUAUAUAUUUACAGCUCUUCGUGGUGAUCUAGAUCUCUCUCUAUAUUUCCAUGCACACGUCAAUCUCUCCCUCUGCCUGCACUCCAUCUGGCAGCUUUGCGCCAGGUUCUGUUGUUAUUGUCGAUGGUGGUUGGUGGUGUUUUCUUUUGCUUUUCGGUUUGUGCCUCCUGCCCUCCCUCCCGCUACUCCCCACCCCCUUCCUCGGCACUGCCGCACUCGCCCUUUCCCCGCUCAUUGUGCAGAGAAUUUAUUAUUAUUAUUAUUAUUAUUAUUAUUAUUAUUAUUAUUAUUAUUACGAUCGCUUGAUAACAUUUGUCAUUUAGCCGCUAUCCCCGCUUCCCCCUGCGCGCGCGUGUAUGCAUGUGUGCGUGUGCGUGUGUUUUGGAUGUGGUUUUGUCUAUUGUUGGCAUGAAACCGGAGGGUGGGGGGAAAUACAUCUUUCUUCGGUGCGAGAUGUGAUUCCAUUCAGCUUCCUUCCCCCCAACCCUCCCCACCCCUUUUCCACCCCAUCAUUUCUUUUUAAACCCACAACACUUCUCAGUAGAUCCAUUUCUCAGGCUCAUUUUUCCCGAAAGAAAGAUGAAAGGCGUGUAAGUAGAGAGAGAGGAAAAGGGGUGAAGAAGAUGGAAGGAAAAAAAAAAAGAGGAAAUAUGCUACUGUAUCUCCUCUUUCCUGUGCUUUCCGGUGCCCCGGAGUGUGAUUCUGUGAGAGAUCUGGCCUUGUUUUCAUUCCAUGCGUUCAAAGCAAAGUUUGUGACUGAACUGUGUUUCUGUACUUCUGUCGUUUCUUUCUUUCCUUUUUUUUUAAGCUUGCUGCUCAUUUUAUUUCUUCAUCAAACUCCACCCUCUCCUUAAAACCUACAUACAAACCUCGAUUUAUAACCUAUUUACCGGUUCUUCUCAUUUUAGAAGUAUCCGCAGCCUGCAUCUGGCAGCGGGCUCCCCACCAUUUCCAACUGCUCUGCUAUCUCUUUUUUUCCUCCUCCUUUCCAAGAGUUGCUGUGGUUUUCCUUGAGUUCAGACUCAUUCUCGUGUAGGGAGAUUUCCUGCCCUCCUUUCCCCUCGAAACGUAUUUUCUCAGUUUAUAGUUAAAGUUUACCCUGUGACUGUCGUUAAAGAUGUCCUAGAGUUACAUCAGCGAAAUAGUCAAUUUUGCGGAGCGGGGAUUACUACUGCCUUAAUAGGUUUUAAAAUUAUAUAUUAUAUGCCACAAGAAAAGGAAUGAAGCUGCAACAGAUCUGAAAGAGCUCAUAAAUAUGAUGGCUCCAUUGGCAGCUUCAGAGGCUGUUGUUAGGCGUCUAGGAGAGUGAGGGGAAGAAAAAAAAAAGGAAGGAGGAAAAACAAAAGUGAGACUUGUGCUCGCAGUUAAACGAAAAAUAACUGCUAAGUUUACAAGCAGAUUGAAGAGGGAGAGGAGGGCUGGAGGGCAGCAGCAGAGAGGUCCGGCCCGGAAGGCGAAGAGGGCUCGUUGGGGAAGAAAAGAGAAAGUUGAGAAAAAUGUGGCACGCCGGAAAGAUGAGUGAUCUGCGUGUGCGGGUGUGUGCCAGCGAGCGUGUGCGGGUGUGCGUGCGCGUGUCUGUGUGUGCAGGGAACAAACCUGAGUAGCCGUAGCUUCCCCUGAAAUUACCUUUGUUUACAUGGCAUGGGACUGCAACCGCUGGCACUGAUGAAGUAAAACACACGCACACACCAAAAAAAAAAAAAAAACAAACAAAAAACCCAAAACAAACAAACAAACAAACAAAAACAACAAAAAAACCCCCACCACAACUUCGGUCAGCUUUCGGGACUCGAGGCAUGCUCAUGCUCUGUGUGGAGAUGGUUAAUGAAUCCAGUGUUUUUGCAGUUGCAAGCUUGUGCAUUCACUGUGCAACGCUGACUGCAGGCUUUUGCAGUGGCAACAGCUCACCAAAGAUAUUAAUUACACCGUCCCCUUUUUUUUCCACGAAUGUUUGGCUAUUGUAAGUUUGGACCUUUUGUUUUAUUUCCCCAUUUCCCGUGAUAAUAUUUAACCUUUCUCUUCCUUUUAGCAGGGAGAACUUUGCUGGGGGGGGGGAGGGGGGUCCUCUAUGGAAAGCUGUUUCUAUGUAAUAAAGUUAGCGGUGGGAAGCUGGAGGGCUGCAACCUGUUCCAGCUUGAAGGCGGUUCAGCGAGGAAGGAUGCCACCCACCCAACCCAACCCCGGCCAGUACGCCCUGACCAACGGCGACCCCCUGAAUGGGCACUGCUAUCUCUCGGGAUAUAUCUCCCUCCUGCUGCGGGCCGAGCCCUACCCCACCUCCCGCUACGGCAGCCAGUGCAUGCAGCCCAACAACAUCAUGGGCAUCGAGAACAUCUGCGAGCUGGCCGCCCGUCUGCUCUUCAGCGCCGUCGAGUGGGCCCGCAACAUCCCCUUCUUCCCCGACCUGCAGAUCACCGACCAGGUGGCCUUGCUGCGGCUCACCUGGAGCGAGCUCUUCGUCCUCAACGCUGCCCAGUGCUCCAUGCCCCUCCAUGUGGCCCCGCUCCUGGCCGCCGCCGGCCUCCACGCCUCCCCCAUGUCGGCCGACCGCGUUGUCGCCUUCAUGGACCACAUCCGCAUCUUCCAGGAACAGGUGGAGAAGCUGAAGGCGCUGCACGUCGAUUCGGCUGAGUACAGCUGCCUGAAAGCCAUCGUCCUUUUCACCUCAGACGCCUGUGGCCUGUCGGAUGCUGCGCAUAUCGAGAGCCUUCAGGAGAAGUCACAGUGCGCGCUAGAGGAGUACGUGCGGAGCCAGUACCCCAACCAGCCCAGCCGCUUCGGGAAGCUGCUGCUGCGGCUGCCCUCCCUGCGCACCGUCUCCUCCUCCGUCAUCGAGCAGCUCUUCUUCGUCCGCUUGGUAGGUAAAACCCCCAUCGAAACCCUCAUCAGGGAUAUGCUACUGUCUGGGAGCAGCUUCAACUGGCCUUACAUGUCCAUCCAGUGCUCCUAGAGCCCGUCCCGCAUCCCCGGCAGAGAGGCGGCGGAGCGGCGGAGACGGGAGCGCUCGCACCGAGGGGCAGUCGGGGUGCGGGUGGGCCCGGGAGGUGGACACUGAACAAAAGAAAGGGCCAAGUGGGAGCAGAGAUGUGGCCGUGUAGGGGAGAAGAACGGACCUCUCGUCCGUAGAGGUUGUGGUGUUUCCCUUUUUCUUAUUUUUUUUUUCAUUUGGCCUAUUUUUUUUUUGAGAGGAGGAAAAAAGAAAUAAAUAAUAUUAAUAAAGGAGACAAAAAAAAAAAUUAAAAAAAAAUGAGUAUUGAGGGGAUAUUAAUCAAACCUGAAGGGGAUACUGGAUCUUCCAGGAUUUAUUGUGGACUGUUGCUGAUAUAUGCUGUACAGUAAACCAACAAAACAAAAAAGCAUUGAAACUGAACUGAACCUUGUGUAGAAUGAAAAAAAAACCCAAAAGAAGUAAACAAAGAAAAAAAUUCUACGCGCAAACACUUACCACGAACAUUGUUACUCAUUUUGUAAUAUAUUAGUCUUUAUUUUCAUUUUUGGUAAAAGUUAAAACAUCAUACAUGCAUAAAGAAAAAAAAGAAAGGAGAAUUAGGGGAAAAUAACAUUUUCCAAAUAAUUAUAAAAAAAAUUGUCCUGUGUCUAUGUAUCUAUAUCUGUUUUGUAUUUUUUUCUGGUUCCAAACCAGGUUUCCUGUGAUUCUAUACUAAUAAUUUUUUGAUAUAACCCUUUGCUUCUUAUAAUGAGUGCGAUAUAUGUUGUCAAAACUGUUCUUCAAGAAUUAAAAUUGAAGUAAGAAUUUAAACAAAAAAUAAAAGAAUUUAGCAACCCCCCCCUACUUAUCACCCCACAAACCAUGAGUCUUGUUGUUGGAAACAUGCUAACAAUUCA
This is a messenger RNA of Neopelma chrysocephalum (saffron-crested tyrant-manakin), 3901 nucleotides long. It is a transcript of the gene NR2F1, whose product is annotated as nuclear receptor subfamily 2 group F member 1. Gene Ontology annotation, biological process: negative regulation of transcription by RNA polymerase II; anatomical structure development; cell differentiation. The transcript has 3 exons. Gene Ontology annotation, molecular function: RNA polymerase II cis-regulatory region sequence-specific DNA binding; zinc ion binding; nuclear receptor activity. The record is from RefSeq and is a predicted model, not a curated record. Bases 2124 to 3005 code for a protein of 293 amino acids. Lineage: Eukaryota; Metazoa; Chordata; Aves; Passeriformes; Pipridae.